CAUUUUGUAAAAGUGAUUAUUUUCCCCGAAAACGACUGUGCUGUGGUUCGUUCCGCAACAAAUUUCUCGAUCGCCGAAAAGUGCCGCGAAUCGUUCGAAAUAUGUAGGCAAAUUAGGUGAAUUUUGUAGCGCCGGUACCCCGCUCGCGAUUGGUGUAACUUGUGACCCGGAACCGGUCCCGUUUCGGGGUGAAAUUUCCGUUCGCGAAAUCCUCGGUGAAACCAGUGAAAAAAUCCUUCCAAUCAACCAACAAUGGCGGCGACCAUCAUCUUCUUCUUCUCGUCGUUGUUGUUGCCGUCGUGGUUGCAGAAACAGAAGCAGCAGGAAAAGUGGUCUCCCGUUGUCCAAAUCGAAGCCGUCGCGGUUAGUCCCGGGCGCAUUUUGGAUUUCGGUGGUUAAUUUGUGGAAGCAGCUGCCGGAUUCGCGGGAUUAAUCCUAGAGUGUGGUUUCACUUGGGGAAGAAAACUAGACUAGAGAGCUGUGAUCGAAUAUAUUCCGUGAAGGAGGGUUCCAGCAGGGAAAAAGACUAGCCUGGGAAGCUCUUAUGGAACUAAAGCAGCUAAAGGUGAACAAAACUAUAGUGAGUGAGUGGAAGUCAGAUUGAAGAAACGUUUCUAGCUAAACGAGAAGUUUGUGCAUUUGGGAAUAAGUUUAGUAUUUGGUGUUGUUUUCUGUGGUCAUCGUGAAAAGCCAGCUAUUAUUUUCUGUUCUGUUGAAUGCUGUGGUAGAAAAGAGUGUAGAAGAGAGAGACCAGAAAAAAUAGGGAACUGAGGGAAGAGUACCUAUGGAUCCGGAGCAGAUUACGCUGGAUGAGGAUUUUGACGAUGGGUCCACUGAUGGAGGCUACGGGGAUUACGAUUUUAUGCAGCAAGAGCAGGAUGUUCUGGCGGUUGGCGCAGCGCCACUAGAUGCUAUUUUGGAUCCGACCACUACACCAAACGCUUGUCAGACGUCCUUGAUAGGCGAAUCUCUGGAGUUGCCGCUUCAGAUAACAGCCGCCAAUAGUAGCGGUUUUCAGCAACUUCAAAAACAGCAGCAAUCUCAACCGGAAUCAUCCGGUCCGUUAGUGCGUCCGAUUACGAUCCCUCUAGCAGGGCGAUUCGGUCUUGGUGGAGGGAAACCAUCGGCUGCGGCGCUUCGUCGCGGGCCUGGACGUCCCAAGAAGGACUUACUACCGACAUUGAAAAUGUCGACAAACCCAUCCGGUAGUGGCAGUGGCUCCGGAGGACCUCCGUCUCUCUCCGGACCGACACUGAAAUUCAGCGGUGGAGUUCUUACCGGAUCCAGCUUGGAUUCGAAAGUCAUCAAAAGAUUUAAGAGUACUAAUGUAGUUCGUGGUAGUAUUCCUAAAAGGAAAACUGACACAACCUUGUCCGGUUUGGGAGGGGACGGAAUGUCCUCUUCUAGUGGUUUAACACCUUUACUGUUGCCAUCCCCGGGAGACGAAACACCGACCGCCAGCACGGCUAACAGCUCGGUGGCAUCAACUCCCACGGCAGAGAUGGAAAUCGAUCCGGCCCUGUUGAUGCCCGCUCCGGAAGAGUCGCCGUACUUCCCGGAGAAAUAUACCGGCAAGAUGUGUGCAUUGUGCAACCUGGGCGAACGCAGCCAACUGGGCCAGGGCGAAAUGCUACGCAUAGAGGUCAAGGACGAUGCACAGGUAGCGGUGGCAGCCGCACUGCAAUCCCAGGAAGAGAAAAGUCCUAUCGUGAGUCCCAGUGAGAGCCCAAAGACGGGCAUCGUACUUGGAGUUCCGCCCCUGUUGAGCAGUAACAAAAGACAGAAGGGGUUGAACAAGUGCAAGAAUCCAGUAAUCACGGCGGAGUAUGUGGAUGAGCUGGAGAAGAUUGGUCACGCCGAACCGAUCGAAUUCAGCAACAUCAAUGACGGUGGAUAUUUCUACAUCCAUCGAUCGUGUGCAAUCUGGUCGUUCGGUGUCGGUCGCGAUGCCAUCUCCGGAACAUUGAGCAAUCUGGAAGUGGUGGUUGCACAGAGCUUAAACAAGAAGUGCUACUUCUGUACGAGAUACGGCGCGAGUUUAUCGUGUAAGAUGUCAUGCCCGAAGUCGUUCCACUUUCCGUGCAUCGCGGCAGCCGGUGGGUUCCAGGUGAUCCAAUCGUACAACUGCUUCUGCAAGGAACAUCUCGGACAAGUGCCUUUAGUGUGUUCGGACGACAUCAACUGCCGGCAGUGCUCCGGCCUGGGGGACGUCGGAAACCUGAUGAUGUGUUCGAUUUGCGGCGAUCAUUACCACGGGAAGUGCGUUGGGUUGGCCCAGCUGCCGGGGGUGCGCGCCGGUUGGCAGUGUUCUUCGUGUAAAAAGUGCCAGAUAUGCCGAGUGCCUGACUCGAGCGAGGGUCGAACCGUGGGCUGUGAGCAGUGCGAUAAAAUCUAUCACGCCAGCUGCUUGCGUCCGGUGAUGACCUCGAUUCCCAAAUACGGCUGGAAGUGCAAAUGUUGCCGAGUGUGUUCGGAUUGUGGUUCAAGGACACCUGGGGCUGGAGCUUCUUCACGAUGGCAUGCCCACUAUACGGUUUGUGAUUCGUGUUACCAACAAAGGAAUAAGGGAUUCUCGUGUCCAAUUUGUCAUCGAGCUUAUAGGGCGGCGGCUCAUCGGGAAAUGGUCAAAUGUAGCGGGUGCAAUAAGUUUGUGCAUAGCACAUGCGAUCCGGAAGCAGAGCUGACGGUAUAUCACGCGAAAAAGGAGAACAAUCCAGAUUAUGAGUAUUUGUGCAACCCGUGUAAAGCGAGUUUUCAUACGGGUCGAUUUUCAGCCAUGCGAAGGACUAGCAGUAUUGAUGAUGACAGCAUGUCUGCGUCGAUGGAAAGUUUAGAGGACCCAUUGGAGCUGGACCCGGAACCAAGAGAACGAAACACCUCUGGAGACAUUGGAUUGGGCAAAGGAAAGCCAUACGUGGCGAGCAAAAUUGCCAAGAAGAGGCUCGGACUUUCAUUGAGCGGAAGUAGUUCUAGACCGAAAGGCACGGGGAAAGGUUUCCAGAAGAAAUCCCGUUUGGCAGAUUUCAGUCGAAAGCGUGGUCCCAAAGCUAAAAUGCGUGGCAUCUUUGGCGUUCCCGGUUUAGGACUGCAGCGGCCAACUGCCGACGUUUACACGAGUAAGACUUCAGAAGAAGAACCUGGAGGUGAUAACCGUUUAGUGCUUUGCUCUGCUAAGGACAAAUUCGUUCUAACACAGGACAUUUGCGUUAUGUGUGGAGCAAUUGGAACCGAUCAAGAGGGUUGCUUGAUAGCUUGUACCCAAUGCGGCCAAUGUUACCAUCCCUACUGUACCAAUGUCAAGGUGACGAAGGUGAUCUUGCAGAAAGGCUGGCGCUGUCUCGAUUGUACUAUUUGUGAAGGAUGUGGCCAACGAAAUGACGAAGGCAGAUUGAUCCUUUGCGAUGAUUGUGACAUUUCCUAUCACAUUUAUUGUAUGGACCCUCCGUUGGAACACGUUCCUCAGGGUAACUGGAAGUGCAAGUGGUGUGCUAUCUGUUUGAAGUGUGGAUCCAGUAAUCCUGGGCACAAUAGCAACUGGCUAAAUAAUUACUCUGAAUGUGGCCCUUGUGCUAGUCAAGUGAAUUGUCCCGUUUGUGCUGAAGGGUACGUCGAAGGAGAGUUGAUUAUUCAGUGUAACACGUGUGAACGAUGGCUACAUUGUGGAUGUGAUCAAAUUAAAACCGAGAAUGACGCUGAACGAUGCGCCGAAGAGGGUUACAACUGUACCCUUUGUCGUCCAAUGGAUCAACCGCCGCCGCAUUUGGUGCCCAAGAAAAAAGCCUUGCCUGCACCCAUUCCUACUCCGAAAUCGACCCCGAAACCAGAAGAGAAAAUCAUUCCACUCGCUCUGGAAGGAAACCAUUACUUGGAUGGAGUUUAUCUUAGUGAGCAUGGUUUGCACCAAAUAAAAUCUCUGCAGGCAGAAUUUGGAAAGCGUGGCAAACGGAAACCGAAAAUGCAAAUAGAACCUCCUUCCAAAGAUAAAGAUGACGGCAUAAUGGCCGCGAUUGAGUCUGUCAUAGCUGGAAGUAGUUUGGAUAAUUCCUUCGACGACGUCAAAGUCGAACCAUUAGAUCCCAAAGAGGAAGCCGAAAUCUACAAAGAUGGAAUGGUCUGGAACGAUCCCACCCCUCCUGAAGGAUUCGCUCUGUGCACUAACGAACAAGGUAUUGUAGUGUUGAGGAAAAAGCGGCAAAGAAAUCUACAAAAGCUGGGUAUCGGAGGUUUCUUCGUACGCAAUCGAACCGUCCGUACGAAGGAUGGAAAAGACGACGAUGAAUUAGUCGAUGGGCUUGUUCCUCAAACCGGAGAUGAGAUUGCUCCUGAAGUUAAACCCAAAAAGAAGCCAAUAAGACGCAAGCAGAAGAAUAAGCUAAUCGAAAUCUAUCCAACUAUUCUCCAAGACGCUUUCUUUGGGCGAUCUUUGUUGAGUUCUAAUGCUCCUCCUGUGAAAUUUGAAGCGCAAGAAAGCGAUGACGACGUAAAAAGUGACGUUUCAGAAGAUAAAACUAUCAAAUUGACACCUGCUGAAUUGAAAUAUGUAGAAGAAAUGAAAAUCAAAGAAGAACAGAUACAGCUGCAGGAGCAGAAAGCUUUGCAGCAGAGUAUCGAGCAAGCUCAGUCGCAGACCAAACUAUUGCAAUCUACAGCUGGAGGACUGUCAGCAUCCAGCGACAACGGAACGGGAGCUAUAAAAACCGAAGAAGACGACAACAGUGAUUCGGAAGCACUUAAAGACCUAGGAUUCCCGAACGAUUUGAUUGAGGAGGAUUUCGUUAACAGCAUCAUCAACAACGACGAAGAGCUAACGAAGACUUCGGUGGCCCUCGAGGAGUUGACGGCCGACGGAGAACUGGGCGAUGGAUUGAACAAGCCGAGCAAAAAUGAGUUGAACGACAUUUUGAACUCGGAUUUCAAUUUGGACAACUUGGACUGCAAAGACGUGGAGGAGAUCUUCAAGAACGUUCUGACGGAUGAAUCGCAGGAAUCUCAAGAAUCGCUGUUUGCCAAUUCGAUGACUCCGUACACAUCGAGUACGUCCACUCCUUCGCACAGCAUCGAUGUAACGAAGAAAGCCGUACCACAACGAUAUCUGAACAAUCCCGUAAUGGGGCUACAGCAACAGCCCUCAACUCCCACAAGCCAGCCGAUGAUUGUGGACCCAUCCAUGCAGGUCAAUAUGGGAAUGCAAUCCCCACAGACUCCACUGAUGAAUCAAAUGGGCAUGCAGUCGCCUCAUAUUCAGCAAUCUCCUCAGCAUCAAUCGAUGGGCCCGAACAUGAUGAUUCAACAGCCUUCGCCACUUCAGCAGCAACCUGGAACUCCCGGUACACCGAUUCAGUCCCUAUCGGCGCCGACCACUCCACAGCCGCAUUUACCGAUGAUUCCACCCCAGCAGCUACAACAGCCAUCGGGCCAGAUUCAACUUCAACAACCUCCGCAAUCAAUGAUUCUGAACCCUCAGCAGCAACAUGUACAACAGCAACAACAACAGCAGCAGCUCAAUCGAGGGUAUUACUCUAAUAAUUUCCUUCCACAAAGGAAUCAAUUCAGUAUGGGUGAUCCAAUGCAGCAACAGCCGCAACAGAUCGUAACACAACAAGUCAUUCCAGGGGUUCUUCCCCCACAACAGCAGCAGCAGCAACCAUCGCAAAUGCCACCAUCCGCAGGACCAGGUCCGGUACAAUCCCAAUGGACCCCCACUGGACAGCAAAUGUCGACCGGAACCGGGUUGCCGCUGAUGACGGCUAUCCCAUCGGGCCCUCCAAUGGGAAUGGGACCAUCCGGAGCGGAAAUGACCGCAUCCAUGGGGGCUAUCGACGAAAACAUUGGAACCAUUUCAGCGGCUCAGAAAAUGUCCGAACGCAUGCGAUUAGAUGAACCACUCGGAUUGUUGGCCACUAUUUCGUCGGUUCUGUACUGCAAUACGGAACAUCAGGAACUGAAGCUAGAGUACCCGAACUGGAGUGACCGCUGUAAACAGAUUUUCAAACGAUGGCGACUGCUGUCAACUGAACAAAAACAGCCCUAUCUCCAAAAGGCUCGGGACAACCGAUCUGCCAUCCGGAUCAAGAAAUCACAACAGGUACCACAAAUGUCACCUAAAGACGGCAAUAGUAAUAGUUCAGGUCAAGUGAAUGUAGUUCCAUCACCUUCCUCAUCUUCAUCAUCACAACCACCAUCAUCAGUCGUCGUGCAACAGCAGCAGCAGCAGCAGAGUGGCGUGGCCAUAGACUCAACGCUUUUGAUCGGUACUGCCGAUCCCUCGCAAAUGAUGACUUCGAGCGCCCAACAGCAGCCACAUCUUCAGAUGCAACCCCAGAUGCAGCUUCAACAGCAACAGCAAGUGCUUAAACCACUGCAGCACCACCAGCAGCAGCUAAUUGAGGAUCAAGAUAAAAUAAACUCCCAGCAGAAGAGUAUGCGCGAAGCGGAGCAGGAGCGCCAGUGGAAGCAGUUGCAACAGCAGCGUGCUCGGGAGCAGCAAACGCAGCAGCACAUGAUGAUGCCUGAUCAGAGAACUCAAGAUGCUACCAUGCAGCUGCAGGUUUCCACUGAAGGUACCUCCGGUAUGGGCCCGAUUGCAAGCCCAUCGCCAACAUCUCGCAAUCAAUUCGUCUCACCGGUCAACAAAAACCGAAUGGCCCCGGUUGGUCAGAAUCCACCGUCUAGUCCGGUGCCCAACUUCCAGCAUCCCGGAAUGGCCAAUCGGCCCAUGUCUGUUCCAAUUCAGCAACAGCGUCCCGGGCUCCCAGGGCAGCAACGACCCAAUCAGAGUCCCUUCUCACCUCAAUCUCAACCGCCGCAGUCUCCGCUCGAUAUGUUACCGGAGUCUCCCGCCAGUCAGGGCGGAUUGGAUCCAUUUGCCAGACCACCGUCGGAAGGCGUACCGGACAGUUAUGUGCAUCAUUCGCCACAAACACCGCGCUCGGUUGGACAUCAAAGUCCAAUCCAGACACCCAAUCGCAGUCCGGCCUACUCCGGACAGCCAAUGCCCAAUCCUCAAACUGCUAUGAGAAUCAAUCUUGAUACUCCAUACGCACAGGCUCCCGGAACGCCGAGGCCCCAAUUUCCUGGAAAUCAAGGUCGACAAACGGUUUACGCAAGACCCGGCGAAAUGUUCAGCCCGGUUCAAAACUCUCCAUUCACUUCGCCACGUCAGGAUGGAUUCAAUCAACCUGUGCAAGAAGGAAAUCGGCAGUUGCGAGAUUUGCUACAAAGACAGCAACUGCCCACCACUGGCUUAGGCCAAGUUAUGGUACAGUCUCAACAACCGACCUUACAAUCGCCACAACCGAUGCAACCACAAUAUAUGGAUGAAUCGCAAUCUUCUGGACAACUACAACAACCUCAACAGCAGCCACAACAGCAACAACCACAGCUGCAACAAAUGCCUAACCAACAAUUGCAGCAAGCACCCAUGGAUAAUGGUACGUUCCGGCAACCUUUGCCACCGAACAUGAUGACUCGGCCAAGAAUGCCAGUUCCUGCAGGUGGAAUCAGACCACAAAGUCCGAAUAUGGUGCAAGGACCCAAUGGUCCUGUCAUUAGACAGCAGAUUAUCCGUACAGCUUCUGGGGGUCAAAUGUUGAUUACACAACCAAUACAGCAACAAAUGAUGCGACAACGGAUGCAGCUACCGAACCGUCCGGAUGGAUCGUUUGUUGGUCAAUUGCAUUCAGGAGGACACGUUCAAUCUUUAGGGCAACCACAAAUUGGUCAAAUGUCUGGUGGAUUAACUUCUCAAACAGAUCAGCAGAACAUUGCCUUACUUGCUCAGCGUCUGGCCGGUGAAGGUGACGCACAUGCCCCCGCAACGAGUGCUGCUUCAGGUAAUCCGACAGCUGUUACGCAAGGAACUUCACAGGCUCAGCCGUCGAAUAGCGGAGAAGGAGCUUCCGAAAUUCCUGAUAGCGUGUCGGCGGAAUUGGAAAAACUUGAGCAGGAGGAUAAUACAGGAAUGGGCGAAGUGGAGGGUGUUGGCGAUAUACUCGGUGGACUGGGCGACGAUGACGACGAACUGCUUGAUUCCUUGACGGCAGAGAUGGGAGCGGAUUUCAAUAUCUUAGAAUAUGCCGAUCCGGAGUUGGACACGACGGAUGGCGAAAAAUCCAAUUUGCUGGACAGUUUAGAAUUGGAUGAACCAGAAGGGGAAAAAUCGGAUGACAAGUCAAAACCAACCGGAGAUCCAAACAAGUCGGAAACAAUGGAUACCGAUGAGAAAGUCGAUGAAUCCAAAAUUCCGCGUUCUACAGCCAUGAUGCAGACUACAGUGAUGGCUACAUCGUCAACAGUUGUUACACAACACCAACUACCAUCAGGAGUAACGAUACAAAGUCAGCAACAAAUGAUGCAAUCUCAACAAAUGCAAACAAUGCAGCAACAACUGCCUCUUCAACAACAUCAGCCUCAAGGUGUUGGACAGCAACAGCAGCCAACCCAACUUCAGCAGUUGAUCAGCGGUGGACAACCAAUGGGACCUCAAUCCCAAACUCAACCGCAACAACUGCAACAGCAACUACUCGCUGGCCAGAUGAAAACCAUACGGCCAAACAUGCUUACUCCAGCACAUCUCCAGCAAAUACAACAACAAAUGCAGCAGCAGGUUCAGCAGGCAGCGGCAAUGGGAAAACCAAUGGCUGUUGGAACGCAACUCGUAUCCAAGGAGGGUGCCGUUGGAGUAGUUACGGUCAACAACACUGUCUCUGUUAGCGUUCGGUCCGGACUAUUGAAUCAAUCGCGUAUUCAGCAGUUGAAGCUUGGUCACCCGCCAGGAAUGGUUCAGCAGAAUCUUAUCCAGGGUCAACAACAAACCAGAAUUGUUCAACAGAUCCAAGGAAACCGAAUCAUACAAACCGUUACGAAUCCGAACCAACCAGGACAAGCUCCGAUUGGCCAGUCGGUUCUUCACCAGCAGCUUCAGCAACCUACUCAACAACAGCAACAACAACAACCGGGUGCCGUUCCGGUUAGUGUCCCAGGACAACCACCUCCACCGCCCUAUCCGGAACCACCGCCACCUUAUCCGGGAAACCAGUCUGGUGGUAUGCCGAACACCGCUGCUGUGAAUCAGCCGCCGCCACCAUCUCAGUCACAAACGCAAUUGCAAACCAUGCCUUUAUCACAACCACCACCGUCACUAUUACCCUUGCCACCACCAACACCUCAACCACUCCCUUCUCUUCCUCCAAUGGGUUUCUCCUCGCUUGGAGCGUUGGAACAGCCAUACGGUCAUCAGUCCCCAGUGAGUGGCCCGUUGCCAUCGAUGGAUCGCCACCACCAUCUGGCAGGAUCCCAUAAUGGCAACUUUGGGCAAAGAAAUUAUUAUUCGAGUGCCGCGUUGGGCCCGUCGUCUUCCGCCAGACGGUCGUUACUGCUAAAGGAGCAGAGACUGCUGCUGGAAGAUCUGCUAGAACAGGAGAAACGAGAACAGGCUGGCCAGCUGGCGGCGGCCAGUGGCGACGCGAAUAAUCAGAACAUGCCGCCGGGCAUGUUGUGUGGGCAGGAUUUUGAAACCCUUUUGAAUAACCAGCAACAACAGCAGCAGCAGGCACCUCUUCAACCAGGAAUGCGUCUAGUUCAACAGAACAUAAUCCAAAAUCAGCCGCCUUCUCAGGUUUCAACACAAAUGCAACCUCAGCAGCAACAGCUGCAGCACCCACAACCGGGACAAAUCCAAUCUCCAGUUGGAAGUGGUCCUCCAGGUCAGUUCAUUAUGCAACAGCAACGCAUCACAACGCCGCAGUGGCGUUCGCAAACACCAGUCCCCGGAGGAGCCGUGGCAAACUUGAUCAAUCCUUUGAACAAGGCCGCAGGCCCAAGUGGCACUCAACCGAUAGCUCAGCCACAAAUGGAACCCACGCAUAAGCCUAUCCAAAUGUAUCAGGCAAAUUUGCAACCGGCACCUCCCGCUCCUCCUGAGAAUAUAACGAACGAUCAGGAGCGACAAACGCAAAUAACCUAUGAAAAUUGGAUGAAUCAGCAGAACAUUUCCCUCACCAAUCAGUUGAAACAUUACGAAACGGAGAUUGGAAAGUUGCGUAAAGUGAAGAAGCAGUUGAAUACCAAACAGCGACAACUUAAGAAAGCCGGGAAUGAGUUAUCUGAAGUAGACUUGAAGGAAUUAUCACAAGUGACUUCCGACCAUGCGGUUAUCCAGAAACAAUUGGAUAAUGCUAGGAAACAACACCGUCAGCAUACGGUUCUAAUGACAGAAUACAAAACAAAACAGCAAGCCAAAAUGCAAGCUAGUAUGCCAACUGCACCGGGGAGUUCACCUGCACAGAUUGCCCCACCUUCUCCACUAAUGUCCCCUUCACCGAGUUCGCAACAGACUAUGAUCCAUCAACCUCCGGCUCAGUCUCCACUCAAUAAUCCUAUACUACAACCAAGUCAAAGCCCGAUGCACUCUCCCGGGCCACUGAUGUCCCAAAGUCCGGGUCCUGGCAGCGUAAACUCGAUAAUGCAGAGUCCAAGUCACCAUACGAACUCAAACAGUGCUAUGUCUCCGUACAAUACCAUGCAACAGUCUCCAAGAAUUGGCACGCCGCAUUCACAGGCAGCUGACGAGAACCCGUUCAGUCCGGGGCCAUCGCCCUCUCCAUCCAUACCGGGAAGACUUACUUCUCCGGCUCCAAGGAUGACUUCACCACAGCACCGGAUGUCCAGCCAGCAAAUGCCACCUGGAAGAAUGGUCACCAGUCCUGGGGCUCAAUACGCUCAGCAAAACAUCAUCAUGCAGAAUCAGAUGAUGGGCCAACAGCAGACACGUUUCGUUCGACCUCAAAUCAUACCGAAUGAUCCAAACGUACGAAUGCGUGUUGCAAGCUCGCUUCAACAGCAACAACAACAGCAACAGCAGCAGCAAAUGAUGCAACAAAAUCCCAACAUACGACAAAUGCAACCUGGUUACAGUUCUCCACUUGGUAGCCCUCAGCCAAUCAUGUCCCCGGGAACACCUCAGCAACAACACCAGCAACAGCAGCAGCAGCAGCAACAAAAUAUGCAAAUGAUGCAACAGCAAAGGAUGCAACAAAUGCAACAGCGUCAACAAAUGAUGCAAAUCCAACAGCAGCAGCAGCAACAACAACAGAUUAUACAGCAACAAUCGCCACAACUGCCGCAAAUGUUACAACAGCAGCAAAUGCAAAUGCCACAGCAGCAACAACACAUUCAUCAAAUGAACCCGUUGCAGCAGCAACAACAGCAACAGGGACAGCAACAACUGAACUAUGCCAAGCAAAGUCCAGUUCAUCAACAGCCUCCAUCCCCGUUGCUAAGUCAGGGUGGCAGAACUACUCCUUCCUCUUCACCGAUGCCGCCUAGUCCAAUGUUGUACUAUCAGCAACAACAACAGCAGCAGCAACAGCAACAACAGCAAAUGAUUCGUCGUCCACCGAGUGCAGGAUCGCAAGGUUUGGGCCCUAGUCCUGGACAGUACAUCCAACAGGAUCCCAUGGAAGGGAACGUCGUGACCAGUGUCGCUAGCAAUAAUGCCAGUUCUGGUGGUGGAGGAGGAGGAGGUAUCAACCAUCCAUCGAACCCCAUUCCAAUAAUGCCUUGUUUCGGAAAGUAUGGCUACAUAAAACUAGGACUUCGGGGAGGAUCUCCGAUGUGGGGUAAUGCGAGGGGUAAUCCGUCAAAGGGUCCCAAUCCCAUGGGGCAUCUGCAGCAACAGCUGCAAUCUGGAAAUAAGCCCCAUGGACAACACUUGCCAGGAACGACUUUAAGUCAGGCGGGUCCUUCGCUACAGCAACAUCAGCAACAGGUGGAAGCUGCGAAAAAAGCUGCAAUGAUGCGCAGUAGAUUGACCAUAGUGCAAAAAGCUUCUCAAUCACAGCAAGGUCCCUCGGAGGAAAUUGUUGUGAUCGAUAGCAGUCCAGAUGAGAAAAGAAGAAUGAUAGAUUAUGAUGACGAAACCGAUAAACGAUUGGUCACUACAGAGGUGUCUUUGAGUUCCGUUGCCCAGCCAGCUGUUGAUGGUGAGGAGAUAAUGGAAUCGUUUGCUCACAGCAGAUACGACAUCGGGGCAAGUCCGUUGGGUGCGCAUAUUGAGGGAGGAGAAUACGAACUGUUUGGUCAAGAUGUGGUCACAUCUGGGAACAAAGAUGGGGAUAAAAGUUUAAGCGUGGAAGUGAACAAGAUUACUGUUGCUAAAGAGGGCGAACAUUCACAUGCUGGAUUGAUGAGUGGAGAGAAAUCGGGACAAACGAAUGAACGCAAUAUCGCUACCACAGAGGAUUUUGAAGCAAUGAUAGAUAGUCGUCCAAAGGACGCUGACGGCAAGCAAGACGACGAAACCAAGGAUUCAACAAGUGAUGAGUCGUUGAAGACUGGCAUGAAAACUCCUACAAAAGACGCCACUGUGAUAUCUGUAGGACUUCAGCAAAGCCCUAAGCCAAUUACGUACCCCGGACGAAUUGCUAUUCAAAAAACCAUUCUUCAAAAUCGACCUCAAAUUGUGACAGCGGUUUCGGCUGCCCAUAAAAAGCUCGUCAAGGAUGCGACAGAAAGCGCGAAGCUAUCCAUAGGAAACACAACCAUAUCUGUACCAAUAUUGAAGAGCCUCUCCAUGUCAGCAACUCCUCCGAAAACCCCAACCGAAGGAACACCAACCAGUCAGGCGAAGCCUGUUCUAUCAGGUCAGCCCAAAAAGAUUAUCACGUCCACCGCCAUCUCACUGAGCAAUAUCUCGAAAAGUACGCCUGGGACAGUCAUCGCUGUGGCGGGACAAAAAAUCAACACCACCAGCAUAGUGCCUCUCACUUCUUUGAACCUUAAUCAAUCGUCGCCCUUUAUCACGAAGACCUUUGCAAGAACAGGUCCAAACGCACCUCAGCACACCCAAGUUCAGCACCCAAACACAUCGCAGAUAAAAAUUCAGCAAAUCCCUCAAUCUAUGGCUCAAGGGCCAAGUGCAACGCAAACUCACCCAUCCGUACUUCAGUCAGCUACAAGCGAGAGCGUCGUCAUCAAGUCGAAACCAAAUGUUCCAUCGCCAAGUAUGGGCUAUGCCAAACUGUCCUCGCUAACGGUCACCCAAGAUACUUCGCUGCCGACUAAAAUCUUUGAAGACGAUUCAAUAUCGCCGGACAGUUCCAUCGGACAGGAAGAUUCGGAUCAUCUGGGAAUGGACAAAAUGGAACCGCCGAUAGACGAAGCUUCACGUGCUGAUGGUUCGGAAGUUGAUAAUCAUUUGUUAGCUGCCCAUGAGGGUUCGAAUGACUCCCAUUCUGGUGAGAUUAAGAAACAUGGCGUCAUUCCAGUGCAUGUUAUUUCAAAGUCGAGGGAAAACUCAAAGAGCCCCAUUCUUGGACCAGCAGGACAACGUGUCUCGACAAUGCCACAGCUUUCACCUCUGUCCCAACCCAAUGAGCUGACCAUGAAUGCGAUGAAUGUGUCCCAGCAGGUGCGCUCGAUUAUGUCUUCUAUCAAUUCGAGCACCAUUCAACCAGGAUCUUCUAUCAAAACGGAAGCAAGUGGAACGGUAAUUACCACAACUCCAGCUACUUCCGCCAGCGCAAUAUCUACCAUAUCGUUUGAUACAGUGAUACCUUCUCAGGGUGACAACAUGAGCAAGCCAGAGACUAUUGCAAGUAUUCUUAAGACCGUAUCUGGAAAGACAAUCCUCCCAGCAGCUGCUGUAGCGAACGCAUCCAGUGCAAACAAGUCGGAACAAGGACAAUCGGUCACUACUACGAUAUCAUCAAUACCGGGAACCAAGCUGCUGAACCAACAGUUGCAAAUCGGGCGUGUUUCUCCGGCCGUUCCUCCAAGUGGAAGCAACAUCGUGGUUGUGAAGCAAGUGCGAGCUCCGCUGCAAAAACAGAUUAGUCAAACUCAAGCACAGAAACAACAACUGGUGGUAAUGCAACAGCAGCAAGCAUUGAAGUUUCAGCAAAAUCAACAGCAAUUACAAAUGCAACACCAACAGCAGCAGCAACAAUUGCAACAACAAGCUUCUCAACAAACAGGCGUUAUCAUACAGGGUCAGGGGCGAAUACAGACCAUAGAGAUUCCGAAGAGCACUGUGGAUAACAGCAGUACCAGUAGCAUAGCCAGCAUACUGAGUAGCACUCUGCAACAGUCGCAAACUAGGAUUGUAAAUUUCAGCGAAAUAUCUACUAACACGAGUCAACCGCCAGGACUAGUCGUAACGUCCCGACCAGGAGUGAUAUCUACGCCUGGUAGUGGUGUUCUGUUGACCAGCAGCAGUUCUGCUCCCACAUCAUCGACUACAACUAGCAUCCUGAGCGCCACCUUAUCUCAACCGAUGCAAUCUAUGAAAAUGAGUACACCGACAAUUUCCACAUUGCUUCAAAAUCAAUUGCAAGGGUCAUCGUUCCGGAGAUCUAAAUCUACCGAUGAAGUGCCAGCGGGCUUCCCGCGAGAACCAGCCGGUCAAACUGUGAGCAAACGGCUUAGUCUGGAAGCUUCAAACACCGUUAAAAGCGAACCCAUGGAUACAACGGAUGAUAAUAAUGUGUCUUCCACGUCCUCAGUGGGUUCAACUACGGGACAGGGACAGGCCAGCGGUUGUAAAUUCUCAACCAUGUCAACACCUUCUGGAACUAAGGCUGAAUCCGAUAGUCAAAAUGUUCUCUUGAAGCAGCUUUUGCAAAAUACGGGCUGUACUUCGGCUCCUUCUCCGACGCCACCUUCCAUGGCACGGCCAGUUCCAAGUCUGAUAACGAAUCAACGAGCACCAAGUCUCGGUGUUGUAAGCUCUUUGGAAGCCCAACUUGCUCGUCCUGUUAUUCCACCAUCCACGAAUCCUCCAGCCAUACAAAUUAUCAGCACACAAGCUGUAACGAUACCCACUUCAAGUCCCACUCCAAACACGUCUGAACCUCAUAAGGUGACUGCCACGAAAAUAGUCUCCCGGGAAACGUCGUUCGUGUCGAAACCUCCCACAGUUUCAAUCUCAUCCAGUCAUCCUACUCCGCUUCUGUUUGCCAAUAUGCGCGCCGCAAGCAUGAAGAAGGAAGAAAUGCUCCAAGCUGCAGCUGCUUCUGCUGCUGCAGCAUCUGCAGCUGCUUCCGGUUGCGUCACAGCACAGCCCAUCACCGUUCAAAGCACGGUGAAAACAGAAUCCGGCCAAAUGACCGUUACGCAGAUCACCCAUCCCGUUAUACAUGCACAACAACCAUCGCAACAGAUGCUUCAGCAACAACUUCAGCAGCAAUCACAGUCGCAAACGAAUCAAUUGCCUUCUGUUUCGUCUGCUGACAUGGCCAAUAUGACAACCUACAUAAAGAGAGAACCCACCCCAGUUCAAUCGAUGAACAUGAAACCCCCGGAACAGCAGCAACCACAGUACCAGCAGCAUAUGCUACAAAACGCACCCAAUCAACAACCUCAACUUCAGCCCAUGUCUCGUACGCCAACACCGAUAGAGGUGAAGAAAGAAUUGCCUGACGAUGCUCUUUCCGGUCCAUCGCCGGUGUUCCCUUCGCCGGUCCCAACCCCCACAGAUACAGUCAAACAGGAACUUUCUUUCACGCCAACACCCGCCAAAGAGGAACCCGUUGAACAACCCUCGUUAGAAGCUGCUGCCAAAACAGCCGCCGAAAUAGCCCACGAGCUGAAGAAAAAGAAACGACGAGAGUAUCAGAAAAAUCGACGACAGCAGCAGAUCCAAUCGAACAAAGAACCCCAUCAGUCCAAGAAGAAGCCACGUAAAUCCACCAAACUUGAAGAGGACUACGACACCUACAUCGAUAACUUGAUGCUUCAGCUACGGCAAUUGCCUCCGAUGCAAAUCCUGGAACCACUUCUUCCACGAAACUACGGCAUCUGUCAACUGUUUGGUACUGGCGAUCUCACCAAAUUCACCAACAUGAAGAACUUCUCGAUUGCAACUGGAGAUCUCACCGGUACUUACGGGCAUGCACAAAUCCCCAACGUUGCAGAUUUCUAUAACACCAAACCGUUUGGCGUGAAAGUACCCCCACCAGAAACCGUACCUCCUUCAACUCAGCGGGGUUUCUACGAUCAAGAGUUCCCGCCCAUCAAGUUCGAAAACGAGGAUAGCUGCCGAUACGAUUUCGCCAAAGACCGAGAUUUGGAUUCGCCGGACACGAUUGUGAGCACGUCUAGUCCCGAAUGCGUCCGCUGGGAGUCCCCAAUCCACUUCCCCGGAUUACGAGUCAUCAAGGAGGAAAGCAACGAAGAAGAUCAAACCAUGAUCUUCAAGCGGAUGUCUCCGAUCAUUCCGAUCGUCGCUCCCAUUCCGAUUCGGCUGAAGAAGGGCAUUUCACUGUCGUCUGAUCGAUCGCUGAGUUUGAUCGGCCCCGGAAGCAAUAAGGAAAAUGAAGGCAUCAAAGAACCGCUCGGCAUUAAAUCGAGAUUUGGCCCACCGACGCCCCUUAAAGAUUCGAGUAAUGUUACGGUUACCCUAACGUUAACAUCCUCCGCUGCGGAAGAUAUCAUUGGAGUACUACGAGACCUUGCCAACAUUCUGGAAAUUCCGCCGCCAAUGUCGUACCAGAUUGUGGAGCGAACCACUACUCCGCCUAGUCAAAAGCUUGGUCUGUACCGGACUAAGGGACGCGAUGGAAAAGAAGGAGCUCCCAUCGACAUACAAACCAUCCUGAAUGGAGCAGCCAAGUUCUGCAGGCAUUGCGACGUAGUGAUACUGAACACGCUGAUAACCGCAAAGCCUUCGGAAUUCCCGUUGCUGGCAAACGCUGUGAAUCAGGAUUUGGAAUCAGAAGAGCUGUACUUCUGUAGUAAGGCUUGCUAUCGGCAGUUCCAGUGGCGUCCGACGAAUAUUUUGGAAGAUAAACUGCUCGGCGCUGAUGGAAGCAAACUGCGCGAAAACCUCGCUUCUAGAUUCGAUCUAGAUAUGGACGAAAGUUUGAGCAUGGGUGCAAUGGACAUCAAGCAAGAACUGAACGAAGACGGUGAUGUCAGCAUGACAAGCAUGCGUUCCUCGGAUAGCAAAGACUCGUCCAUCAAUGAGCGCAAGAAGAAGCUGGAUGAGUCCGAUAAAGAAACUGGACCACCCCCGAAGCAAUUGAAGGGAGUGAAGUACAAGCUGUUUGCCUCGAAUUGUUUCCAAAUCCAGAGGUACAAGAAGCCUACCGAGAAGGAAAUCACGGAAAUGUUGUUCCGUAUGAGCAUCACCGUAACACCCACUCCAAAAAUGCCGGAUGAUACCAGACGUUGCAUUUUCUGCCACACGACCGGCGACGGAGUUGCGGAUGGUCCUUCGCGUCUGCUGAACUACGACGUGGACAAGUGGGUUCACUUGAACUGUGCUCUCUGGUCCGAUGGAGUCUACGAAACCGUAAACGGUGCAUUAAUGAACUUGGAAAAUGCUCUUCAGCAGAGUCUGAGCUCGGCCUGUACGUUCUGCAAUAAUCUCGGAGCGACAAUUAAGUGCUUCAAGACUCGUUGCGCCAACGUUUACCAUUUGAGUUGUGCCAUGAAGGAUAGUUGCGUGUUCUACAAGAACAAGACGACCAUGUGUCAAUCGCAUGCACCAAAGACCGAAAAGGACUCCGAACUGACGACGCUGAGCGUCCAACGCCGGGUGUACGUGGAUCGGGAUGAAAGCCGGCAGGUAGCGUCCGUGAUGCACCACUCGGAGUCGAACAACCUUCUGCGAGUGGGUAGCUUGAUCUUCUUGAGCGUUGGUCAGCUACUGCCCCAUCAGCUGCAGAAUUUCCACACUCCCAACUACAUCUACCCGAUCGGAUACAAAAUUAUACGUUUCUAUUGGUCGAUGCGGCGCCCGAACAAACGCUGUCGCUACGUGUGCUCGAUUGCGGACGUGUGCGGUCGGCCCGAGUUCCGAGUGCUGGUGCAGGAGUCAGCCGAGGAAGACAUCGAACUCCGUGACAUCACACCGAAGGCCGUUUGGCAGCGGAUACUUGACCCGAUGGCCAUCUUGCGGAAGGAUAGCCAAAUAGUGCAGCUCUUCCCCAAGUACGUUACCGGAGAGGAUCUUUUCGGCUUGACGGAGCCGGCCGUGGUUCGCAUUCUGGAAAGUCUUCCUGGCAUCGAAACGUUGACUGACUAUCGCUUCAAGUAUGGUCGCAAUCCGCUGCUGGAACUGCCCCUGGCGAUCAAUCCUUCCGGAGCAGCUCGAACGGAACCAAAGUUGAAGCACUCGCUGACGUGGAAGAAGCCCCAUACGCAGCGAACGGGUUCGGUCACUCAGCGGCCAACUUUUGUUCCUACGAGCUCGCCGGCUGGAGAGGUUGCCUGUCCGUACAGUAAACAGUUUGUACAUUCCAAGAGCUCUCAGUACAAGAAGAUGAAGCUGGAGUGGCGCAACAAUGUCUUCCUGGCGCGGUCCAAGAUUCAAGGGCUGGGUCUGUAUGCGGCAAGGGAUCUGGAAAAGCACACCAUGGUGAUCGAGUACAUCGGAGAGGUCAUUCGCACGGAGGUCUCCGAGUUGCGCGAGAAGCAGUACGAAGCAAGGAAUCGUGGUAUCUACAUGUUCCGCCUGGACGAAGACCGCGUGGUCGAUGCAACACUGUCCGGCGGUUUGGCCCGGUACAUCAACCACUCGUGUAACCCGAACUGUGUCACGGAAACGGUCGAGGUCGAGCGGGACCUGCGUAUCAUCAUUUUCGCCAAACGGCGAAUCAAUCGUGGCGAAGAGCUCUCCUACGAUUACAAAUUCGACAUCGAGGACGAUGCACACAAGAUUUCUUGCAUGUGCGGCGCCCCCAAUUGUAAAAAGUGGAUGAAUUAAGCGGAAAGUCACAGUAAAACGUGGACCUUUUUUGCUGCAUUCUUUGUGUACUACUAUUAGUUUAAUCAUUCUUUAAUUGUGUAGUUUGGUCAGAACAUCAGAUUUAGUUGUAUAGUUGUUUAGUACUCUCAAUGUUUUUUUUUUCACUAGGUUACGUGUAUUAAGAAACAAAAGUCAGUUUUUACAGACAUCCACAGCUAUGAUAUGACAGAAAUUAAUUGACAAAUUGAGCUAGUCUUAAGGGAAAAGUUAUAAAAAUAGUAUGUGUUUAGUGCAAGAUGUGUUAGUAGAGUUGGUUCAAUAGUGUUUAUCAUGAUGUUUAGUUACAUUGUAGCUUUUUUUCUAUUCCUUUUUUUCUGUUAGUAAGACUAUAGCAGAAUUGUCCUUCAAUAAGAAGAAAAAGAUUGCUUUAGCUAGAAGCACCUUCGAAUUAGAUAUACACACAUGAGGGUAAGUCCGAACAUGGAUCAAAUCAAAUAGGUUUUGUAGGAGAUUAAGUAGCAAAAGGAAAGUGUACAUCAGCACUAGUAAAGUAGGUAGACAGAGAUUAUUUCCGAUACGAAAUAAAAAAAAAAAACGAUACAAAUACACACGGAUGAAAUCUGGGAUUAAGGCAAAACAAGUUAUUAGAGCGUAUACCUAGCGAAGUAAGACACAAAAUGUACUUGAUAAACAAUAAUGAGCAACAAACCUUAGCCUGAGGGAAAUCAAAGAAACAACAAAUCUAGAAUCACCUCCAACAGUGGACACACGUGGAACUCCCACAUCCAUAUAUUUUCAGACGAUUGUUUUGCAAUAUAUAUAUUUUGUAUACUAGAUCAUAAAUGUUAACAAAUCUCUUCUCAGUUGAUUGAGAACGAAUGACACACCGAGUAGCUGCGCUAUCUUUGGGUGAAAGAAGAUGUAAUUAUUACGGAUUAUUGCCCCUGAACCAUACGGUAGGUACCGGUUAAGUAUAGUGAUGCAAGUGUGUAGCAAUAGAGAAAAAGCACUUCUGUGUUGAUAAAAGAGCAAGAAAGAAAUCACAGCUAGAAACCUUGAAGUAUACAUAUUUGUAACAUAUAAGCUUGACAGAAGGCACGGCGAAAUAGAACAGUGAAAAAAUUA
Molecule: messenger RNA, 19813 nt
Organism: Aedes aegypti (yellow fever mosquito)
Lineage: Eukaryota; Metazoa; Arthropoda; Insecta; Diptera; Culicidae
Product: histone-lysine N-methyltransferase 2D
Exons: 18
Coding region: 785-18706 (5973 amino acids)
Biological process (GO): positive regulation of transcription by RNA polymerase II
Cellular component (GO): nucleus; MLL3/4 complex
Molecular function (GO): histone H3K4 methyltransferase activity; histone binding; transcription coactivator activity
Source: RefSeq, a predicted model, not a curated record